AUGGCUUCCAACUAUAACUACUCAUUUUUUCGUGUCUCGAAGACCGAUGGAGUCUACGCCUCCGCUCAAAAAUAUCGAGAACUGCGCUUAAAAGCAUUGAAGACUUCACCUGGCUCUUUCUCAUCUACCUACGAUAUCGAAGCGGCUUUCAUCUAUGCCGAUUGGGUAGACCGUCUCACUGUCCCUGAUCGAGAAGUCUUCAUUUGCGCCGCUACACCAUUCGGCCAUGAUCCGUUAUGUCCCGAUGGCAUCCAAUGGGUCGGUCAAGUCACUCUGCGAGGACCUGCAACCAGCGUUGAUUUCGAGUUACCCCUGGAGGCUGGCCAGCCACCCCAGAGAUCCGACGAAGAGGAAGAGAGAUGGCAGAUGCUGAGCUUGUUUACCCUUCCGGAACAUCGCGGCCGUGGACUUGGGAGCAAACUAUGCCAGGCGUCCCUUGAUUAUCUUCGAUCAUAUCGGCCCUCUCCUCGGGAAAUUCAAGUACGGCUUAUUGUUAAGGCGGGAAACGAUGUUACUGUGGAAUUGUACCGGCGUCUUGGAUUUAUACACGCCGGGAGAGCGACUCUUGUUGAAGCUCUCAUCGCAAACGGAGAUGAGCAUCUUAUCCCAAAAGAUCUGAGCUCGGAAAAGUAUUCGGAAAGACAAGGGCUGAUUAUGAUAUCGCGUGUAUCACGCUCAUGGUGUCUUUAUGGCAACAAAUAG
Messenger RNA from Penicillium lagena, 702 nucleotides. Its product is annotated as GNAT family N-acetyltransferase. The transcript has a single exon. Bases 1 to 702 code for a protein of 233 amino acids. The record is from RefSeq and is a predicted model, not a curated record. Gene Ontology annotation, molecular function: acyltransferase activity, transferring groups other than amino-acyl groups. Lineage: Eukaryota; Fungi; Ascomycota; Eurotiomycetes; Eurotiales; Aspergillaceae.